Molecule: messenger RNA, 525 nt
Organism: Aspergillus niger
Lineage: Eukaryota; Fungi; Ascomycota; Eurotiomycetes; Eurotiales; Aspergillaceae
Exons: 4
Coding region: 1-525 (174 amino acids)
Source: RefSeq, a predicted model, not a curated record
AUGCUUAAUCGCGAGGAACUAGAUGUCUCACGUAAGAAAAUCCACUGCCAACCAUGCAACUCCCCCUUCCCAUCUAACUUGAGCAACGCAGCACCAAGUAACGGCGAGACCGCAGCACCCCCAAACAUUCCGAAAAAGAAAACCGCGAUGCGUUUGGUCAAUUCUUCUCUCGUAUACCAUGUCGAAAGGGUAUACAUAGCAGCCGGGAUAUACCCCGCCUCCGAGAAACCCAAGAUGCUUCGCUGCGGCAAUGACGCCGAAGAUGCACACUUGGGAGCUGAUCCAGCAGCGGGGCCCCACCUAGUACACAUUCAAUUGGGCUUAUUUAGCUUCAUAUCUCAUGUCUCUGGGGACAGUAGCACUGGCGAUGUUGGUCCGGUCGAUCUGGUAGGUUGCGAAGCCGAUGGUGAGAAGAGGGAGGACCCGAAAAUCGGCUCUGGUUGUAAGGUAUUAGUGGUGGCAUCUCAAGGACUUUUCUACAGUGAGGUUGAACCAUCAAAAAUCUCUGGAAAUGUUGAAGACUAA